AACAUCGCUGCCAUGUCGUGGGCUGUCAAUCAAAUCCGACAUACAACUUCUACAUCCGAUCUGUUCAGAUUUCACUGAAAAUGUCCUACGUGAAUAAAAGACAACGCGUGUUCAGCGAGGGAUCGGGUACCGUCUUGGUCCCCACCCGGUCUGAGGCUCGCAUGAAGAGGUACCCGUCCUCGACUGACCUCAGAGCAUGGUGUGACAUCGUCGAAGAAAGAAGACAGCACAUUUUGGAGUACGCGGCCAAAAAUAAGCAAGGCAUAUGUCUGGAGAAGCUCAUACCUAUGGACGUGCUCGUCAACACUAUGGUGUACAACAAAAAUGUCGAGCUUCUCGAGCUAGAGCGACAGGUUCAGUAUUUGGAAGAUAGUUUGGCUUUGUUCAAGAAAAUAAAUUUGACAGCAAAACAAAAAGUACAACUUGAUACGUUGCUCAAGGAGAACAAUUUGGAGACGAACGAACCUGCUGAUGAUGAUAAUGGAUCGAAUUGUACAAUCUAAGUAUGUACAGAAUAAAAUACAGUACAG
Molecule: messenger RNA, 530 nt
Organism: Acanthoscelides obtectus
Lineage: Eukaryota; Metazoa; Arthropoda; Insecta; Coleoptera; Chrysomelidae
Source: the annotation of a GenBank genome assembly